AUGAAACUCAACCAGGGACGACGAAUUCUUAAGUAUAAACUUGUCAAAUGCACAGCAAUCAAAACUGAUCGAGAAGAGGUUUGGGCAAUCAAUCACAAGCGUCUCUUGGAUUUCAGAAUCAUAAAAAUACCCAAGUACCAGCUUCUUAAGCCUUGUGCUACAUAUCUUCAAAUGAUGAUGCCCCCAACAGUUCUGAAGCUCCAAAGCCUCCAAAUUGGGGCAACCCAAAAUCAAAUCACUCAUUAUCUGGUCCGUCAAAUAAACCCGAUCGAGAUACAUGGACCCAAUCGAGCAAAAACGCAUAGUGGACAUUUUAGCCGGCAAUGUAAGAUCACAUCUUGUAAGGCCCAAUUUUUCAACAAACCCAUUUCUCAGAACAGAGAAAGGGAAAUCAUACCGGUGAUUAAAUGUGUCCUCGUCAUGAAAAUCUUUGUGGAUGAAGAAGUCAAGAUGGAGCUCAAGAGCGUGGAGGUGGGUUAUGGCGGAGCGAACCCAAGAGUCGACAUGGGAGCCGUAGUGAUCAUGGUAGAUGAAGGAGAGGCGGAAAGUGUGGAUGGGAGAAUUGGAGCGAAGAAUGAGAAUGCGAUCGAUGAACUCGGCGAAGAAUUGGCGGGUAUCCAACGGUGGCUCGUAUGA
Prunus armeniaca (apricot) is the source of this 636-nucleotide messenger RNA. The record is from the annotation of a GenBank genome assembly. Lineage: Eukaryota; Viridiplantae; Streptophyta; Magnoliopsida; Rosales; Rosaceae.